AUGCUGCCCUCGCAGGAGGCCUCCAAGCUCUACCACGAGCACUACAUGCGGAACUCGCGGGCCAUCGGCGUGCUAUGGGCCAUCUUCACCAUUUGCUUCGCCAUCAUCAACGUGGUGGUCUUCAUCCAGCCCUACUGGGUGGGCGACAGCGUGAGCACCCCCAAGCCUGGCUACUUCGGCCUCUUCCACUACUGUGUGGGCAGCGGGCUGGCGGGCCGAGAGCUCACCUGCCGCGGCUCGUUUACCGACUUCAGCACCAUCCCGUCUGGCGCCUUCAAGGCGGCUGCCUUCUUCGUGCUGCUCUCCAUGGUGCUGAUCCUCGGCUGCAUCACCUGCUUUGCGCUUUUCUUCUUCUGCAACACCGCAACGGUCUACAAGAUCUGCGCCUGGAUGCAGCUCUUGGCAGCUCUGUGCCUCGUGCUAGGCUGCAUGAUCUUCCCCGACGGCUGGGACGCCGAGACAAUCCGGGACAUGUGCGGGGCCAAGACUGGGAAGUACUCUCUGGGGGACUGUUCGGUGCGCUGGGCAUACAUCCUGGCCAUCAUCGGCAUCCUCAACGCCCUCAUCCUCUCCUUCCUCGCCUUCGUGCUGGGCAACCGGCAAACAGACCUGCUGCAGGAGGAACUCAAGCAGGAGAACAAAGAUUUUGUGGGCUCUACAGUAAGCUCCGUGUUGCGGCCAGGAGGUGAUGUCUCUGGAUGGGGAGUCCUCCCCUGUCCCGUCGCUCACUCACAGGGACCCUGAAGGCCAGGACCACAGCCCAGGAAUUGACCUGCCCUCAGCUUGUCUUUCUCCUGCCCUCUCAUCCCUCCAUUCAAGCUCCGAGGGAAGACCCCGGUCUUGGACUGACUUCUCACCUGCUACCCGUCUGCAAGCUCCAGGCUUUGAAGAGAGGUUGGGACUGGGAUGCAGCCUGGGGGAGGGGAGGAGGCCCUGAAGGCCCCAGGAAGGCCUGGUUUUGCACCUCCCUCAACUGGCCGAAGGGAGCUGGCCCCCAGUCCCUGGCCUCCUCCUCCCUUGCAUCCUGGCUGGGGGCCCUGCAGAGUCUCCAGGGGCAGGAGGCACCGUGGUUCUGGUUCCCCAGCCUCCCUCAGUCUGGAGGGCUGCUGCCUGGCUCUGUCCUCCCCUCCUCUGGUCCCCAGCCUCCUGCAGAAACUCAACUAAGACACUGAUCCAGGCAGACCAGACUCUUUCCUACCUUUCUUUUGGCUGAUGAUGGUUCCAUCAUCUCAUCACAGAGCUCCAAGCACCCCCGGCUGCCCUGGGGCCUCUCUUCUCCUGCUCCAGCCUGCUCCCAGCUCUCCCACAGGAGUCCGAACUGCACCAAGGGAGAGAGCAUAGGGCCUGCUGGUCAGCUGCUGACUGGGGCCCUAUUCAUACAGACGCUGAGCAAAGAUAGGCAGGCUCCGGAGGCAGUGCUGAGAUCCCGUUUUGGUGGCACUUGGCCACUGGGGCUGCAAGUGGCUCAGCUUGGGGUUGGCCUGGCCUUCUCCCUGCUCAGAUGGCUCACCAAUGACAGGACCCUUGACUCUGGCCUGUUUUGUACAGCACAGACUUUGUGGCCCUGUUGUCAGGGUUGGGGGUUGGGGAGGGGGACCCAUGGGUGGGAAUUAGGGGAUGCAUCACCCCUUUGCCCCUUCUCAUGUCCCCCUCCCCCCCCGACAUCUGCCAAGAGCAGAGACUGUCUUGCCUAUUUGAUACUUUUCUGCAUAACUUGAACUUGCAGGUCACCUCUGAACAGGGUACCCCCUGUCCCCUUCCCCAGGCCUUGUAACCCUGUCCCCACUUCCUCCUUCUUCCCACCUCUCGCCUUGUGGUCUGCCCAGGGUCUGCAGCCUGACGGGCAUGCUUAGAGCCAAGGCAUGAGUGAAUG
Messenger RNA from Phacochoerus africanus (Common warthog), 1873 nucleotides. It is a transcript of the gene LHFPL4, whose product is annotated as LHFPL tetraspan subfamily member 4. Gene Ontology annotation, cellular component: plasma membrane; postsynaptic membrane; inhibitory synapse. Lineage: Eukaryota; Metazoa; Chordata; Mammalia; Artiodactyla; Suidae. The record is from RefSeq and is a predicted model, not a curated record. Gene Ontology annotation, molecular function: GABA receptor binding. The transcript is spliced from 3 exons. The coding region runs from base 1 to 744 and encodes 247 amino acids. Gene Ontology annotation, biological process: sensory perception of sound; gamma-aminobutyric acid receptor clustering.